This is a messenger RNA of Cryptotermes secundus, 1866 nucleotides long. It is a transcript of the gene Clc, whose product is annotated as clathrin light chain. Gene Ontology annotation, biological process: clathrin-dependent endocytosis; clathrin coat assembly; intracellular protein transport. The record is from RefSeq and is a predicted model, not a curated record. Bases 81 to 812 code for a protein of 243 amino acids. The transcript is spliced from 9 exons. NCBI's taxonomy places the organism in Eukaryota, Metazoa, Arthropoda, Insecta, Blattodea, Kalotermitidae. Gene Ontology annotation, molecular function: structural molecule activity; clathrin heavy chain binding. Gene Ontology annotation, cellular component: clathrin coat of coated pit; synaptic vesicle membrane; plasma membrane.
CUGUGGAAAAGAGGGAGGGUGGGUUAGUGCUAUUUCCGGCAGUUUGUCAGUAAGGAAAGUUCAAGAUUUUUGUGACAAGAAUGGAGGGUUUUGGUGACAAUUUUGAUCAGCCCGAAGUGGAUCCAGCAGCAGAAUUCCUAGCCCGUGAGCACGAUCAACUUGCUGGACUGGAAGAUGAAUUGAAUCCUGUUGUUCUUCCAUCAGUAAAUGAUGGUUCAUUCGUUCCACAAGGGUCGGCCCUUCCUCAAAUAGAUCACACUGGCAGCUUUGAGAUGAUUGAUAACUUUGGCCAAGAUGGUUUCGAAUCAGGGGCAAUAGGUUCUGAGGGUGGCACUCCUGAAGAUAGGGGAGUGAGAGAAACGGAGAGUGCUGUGCCACAAGAGGAAACAUCAGAAGCUCAGCCAAAGUUAUUUGCAUCACCAACUCCUACAAGGCCUGUUACCAGGGAGGAACCCGAGAAGAUUAAAAAAUGGCGUGAAGAGCAAAAGAAGCGAUUAGAAGAGAAAGAUGCAAAUGAGGAGAAAAGAAAAGAGGAGCUACGGGAAGGAGCCAGAAAGGAACUGGCUGAGUGGUAUCGCCAUCACGAAGAGCAAAUUGCAAAGACAAAGACAGCAAACAGAGAGGCUGCUAAAAAUGCUGAGAAGCAGUUUGUGGCAGAAUCAGAUGAAAUUGAGCCAGGCACAGAGUGGGAACGCAUUGCCAAACUGUGUGAUUUUAAUCCAAAAUCAAGUAAGACCAGCAAGGAUGUAUCUCGAAUGCGGUCCAUAAUUCUGCAGCUGAAGCAAACUGCACCUGCUCCAAAGCGUACUUGAAAUGUGUUAUGUUAUAAGUAUACCAUGAAUGUUCUGAAAUAUGCAUUUGUUAAUAUGUGAAACUGUUAAUUUAUAUUAAACAAUGGAAAGAUGCUUUAUUUGUGAAACUGGAUAUAUUAGAAUAAACAUUAACUGUGAUGUAGAAACAUUUAUUUUCAAUACAAAAUUACAUAAUAUAAAAAGUAAGUAAUGAACUAUGAACAUCAUAUUUUACAUUCUUUUCACAUGGUGUAAGUCCAAAAUAGCUGCUUUACUUUUGGCUUGGCAAGCCAGUUAUCUAAUGCAAUUAUGGCUGCAUCUGUAAAUAGAAAUUUGACAGAGUAAAUGUAAAACUGGUAUCAGUAAUUAGCAAUCUCAAAGUGCAGUGCUAUGAAACAUGCAGAUUUUCAUGUAGAACAUUCAGUAAAAUGUCAGUUCCCAACUGAAGAAAUAGUACUGAAUGCACAGUAUUUAAUAAUAAUGAACAAAUAUAGAAUGUUCUUUUAAAUGUUAUAAAAUUACUAUUUCAGUUGUGUAUUCUUCAUAUAUCAUAUUUUUACUAAGUACAAGUAGGUAUUAUCAUGUGUCUCAUCCUAGAUUCGUGGACUUACAGAAUGCAUUAAAACAUGUCAUGACCAGAAUAUUUGGAUGUAAGGCCCAGAGUCCAGCUAAAUCAGUCUGAGUUUAACUGAAGUGCACAAAUAGGACAGACACUUUGUAAAACAAACUGCUGUAUCUGCCAAUGUAUAAGACAUGGGUUUUUCCUUCAAAAAGGUUCCAUCUUAUACACAGGAAGUAACACUGAAAAUUACAUAAAUAUGAGAACCAUGUUUAACGUAAUGGAACUGAUGUUCUUGGAUGUAGGAAAAAACACUGUGGCUGUAGUCAUUUCUGGAAAAAUCGAGACCUCACGAAGAAAAUGUUUAUGCUUUGGAACGUAUAUAUAUUUAAUUUUACUUUUGUUCAUUAUCUAAGGCAGAUUCAUUUACUUUCAUUUAUAGUGAAUAUUUUUCUUAUACUUGAUUACUGCAUUUUUUUCUGUGAAAGAAGGAAUAAAAACAAAUGUUCUAGAUAA